This is a messenger RNA of Dissoconium aciculare CBS 342.82, 2850 nucleotides long. RefSeq lists its product as uncharacterized. Bases 194 to 2530 code for a protein of 778 amino acids. The transcript has a single exon. The record is from RefSeq and is a predicted model, not a curated record. Gene Ontology annotation, biological process: intra-Golgi vesicle-mediated transport. Gene Ontology annotation, cellular component: Golgi apparatus; COG complex. Lineage: Eukaryota; Fungi; Ascomycota; Dothideomycetes; Mycosphaerellales; Dissoconiaceae.
UUGACACCAUCAUACCUAGGUAGGUAUUCUUAUUGUUGUUAGCCGACUUCACGGGCAAGUCGUCAUGUCGAAUGGUGCCUGUCCCCACAAUUCAGCAUUGAGAGCAAGCCACGUCUCCAGACUUCAGUCCUUUUCUUUUUGAGUAGAUGAUCGCGAUCAGGUUGCAUCGCUGCACCAAAUACAACUCUGCACAAUGUCGGCUCAACAACCAGAUGUGAGCUCGUUAACGACCUGGGAGGAUGCCUUCCAAUACCCAUUGCCAGUUGUGCGCAAGCUGGAGCAGCAGCUCCGGCGCAACAUGGAAGAUAAUCGGCAGAAACUACGCACCCUGGUCGGCGCCAGCUACCGAGACCUCCUAGGUACUGCCGAGCGCAUCAUUGAUAUGGAUGAGCAGAUCCAAGGCGUUGAAUCACAUCUCGGUGACAUCGGGCGGAAAUGCAACGCACGCAUGCUCGAACGCAUUGAGAGCAACCAUGUUCAGAUGAAGAAAGAGCGUGCGACCUCAGAGCAGGCCCGAUAUGGGGCGCUUGCGCAGACGAAAGUCCUCCAAAACGCGCUGGUGGUAACAGUACGGAUAAUCAAGGCGAAUGAAGAUGCACUGCUUGCAUCAAAGUUGUUGGUUCUAGCGCGAUUGCUGCACAAGAGCGUCGCCGAGAGCGAGCAGGCGCCUGCAGUGUUGGAGGAUCUGGCGAAGAGAAUGAGACGGACGAGGAAGAGACUGCUAUCAUACAUCGAACGCUCGCUGGUUCGUGCGGAUGUGGACAAGAAAUUCACUUUGCAGACACUUUGUGCGUAUGCUUUAAUCUCAAAUUCCUCUCCGAAGGAUGUGCUACGGCAUUUUCUCCAGGUCCGAUUUACACAGCUCGAGAGUCGGGCUGAGAGUGCUUCGGAGGCGGACCUCAUGGAUGCUCUCGAUUUAUUUCAACGCACAUUGGCAGAUACGCGAGAGCUGUUUCCCAAAAGGUUCCUCGAAUCGCUUUCGCAAAUCUCCAAGGUCGCUUUGACGCGAGACGUGGGUGUUCGUGCAGUCGUCGAACUCAAUUUGGACGUCUACGAGCAAUGGAUCGCGCCAGACGUGCGCAACUUUAUACCUUGGAUUAGCCAUGAAUCGAUCGUCAUUUCGGAAGUCAAGAAUGCGCUCUCGUCGUGGGCGCGACAUGCUCAGAAGUACCUGCUGCAAGGCCUCACAGACUGUUUGGCGCAGCAGACUGAAGCAAAGCAGGUGUUGGAAAUGCGGCACAAAGUGCUCUCGAAAUAUCUGUCGCUUGGCGCACGUUUCCGCGACGAGAGCCAGCUCCGUGCAAUUAACGACAUGCGGGGAGCAUUCCUUGCGAAGCUUGAGACUCUCACCAAAGAGGCAGCGGAGUUAGCAUUGUCAGAUAUGUUCCCAGAUGCGCAUGAUCAGUCUGCUGGCCAGGGACGUGAUCUCGAUCUUUGGAACCUGGCGGGCGAGAAUCUGGAUCUUGGCCGAGGUGCGACAGCUUUUCGACAGGCGGUCCUCAGACGACAGCAUGGGCGUUCGGAUGGUAUCCGACGGCAUACACAAUUGUUUGAUGAAUGGAUCGAGCGGCUAGAACGCACCAAAAGCAUUGCCGUUGCCUUACGUGCAACCAAAUGGGAUGAUGAUGUUGAACUCGAUUUGGAUGAUUUGGAUGACGGAGAGACCAUGCUCACUGCUCUCAGCAAACAAGAUCCCCAGCGGUUGGAGGAGGCGCUGCUCGAGGCGGCGACCGCAACACUUCGCAAAACAUAUACUGUCAUCGAAGAGCAUGCAAAAGGCGAAAAUGUAGACGUGGCCCUGCAUGUUCGAAUGCUGCGGGAAUUGGACCUUCGGAAGCGUGGCCUCGUUGCAACCUUCGCAUCCUUCGACACGGUGUCCUGUGACCACGCGGUUGUUCGGUCGUUACAUCUGCGUAUCGCGACAUCAGUCGCAGACCCUCCGUUAGCAGCGUACAGCCGGUGGAUGCGCGUCCUUCGCUACAUACCAACAAGCCUUUGGGACGGUACGCCAAAUUUGCCCGUGCAGCCGUCGACCGGGACGUUCCGAUUUUUGACCGACUUACAUCGUCAAAUGUCCGCUUCUGGGACAGAUCUCUGGGCCCCUGAUGCCGUGCAGACAUUGAAGGCCUCUAUCAUUGAGCAAUUGGCGGAGCGCGAUGUAUUCGAUGUGAUUACAGCCAGAGAAGUAGAGGUGCUCGAGGACGACGACCACGAAGAAGAAGACAAAGUUGCCGAUGAGGCCGAGACAGAAUCCACAGCUAAAGAAUCCAAAAUUGACGCACAACUCCGGGAACAACAUCUCCAGAUGGCACUUGAUGGAUUCUAUCUACAACGAGCAUUACAAGUAUCUUCCAUCGUCGGCAGCAGCAACGACAACGUCAAGGCCAGUGGCGAGGGCAGAUUCUCGACUACGGUCGAUCAGCUCAUGCAGCAUGUCGGGCUGGAGCCGGCGGCGCAGGAACGGCUUAGGAAGAACGCGCAUGAAUACUGGCGUCGGACCUUUCUCCUCUUCGGACUUUUAUCAGGUUGAAGCUAUGGGGCUCAGCGAUUGUAGAUUAGAAUUUUACAAACAUGAUGCUGCGACGAUGACAAAUACUAAAUGCCACUGUUCGUGCGCUAUCGAAAACAAACAAUUGCGAGCAUGCUUUUCUUUGCCAUACGAGGUAGAAACAUGUGGAGUGGAUGCGUGGCAGGUUGAUCGACCAGGCUAGCGGAACAUUUUAUUUGGUCAUUAAAAGUGGUGGGGAAAGGGCCAGGGUAUGUUGAGUGAGAAGAUCGAUAGCCCAGGACUGGAGGCAUGCAGGUGAUGGGUGGUAGGGCGCGGGGGUUAGUGGUGGAGGAAAAAGACGC